Molecule: messenger RNA, 1830 nt
Organism: Kwoniella botswanensis
Lineage: Eukaryota; Fungi; Basidiomycota; Tremellomycetes; Tremellales; Cryptococcaceae
Exons: 4
Coding region: 1-1830 (609 amino acids)
Source: RefSeq, a predicted model, not a curated record
AUGCCACCUUCUUCACCCACCCCAUACCGUUACUCCACCUCCUUGAUACCCUCUUCACCACUCAGUUCCACCCCAAAUCCAUUCCGUAGACGACAGCGUCUUCGAUCAUCUUCCGGGGACACCAUCAUCAAGGGAUUAUCCAAUUGGAGAAGACAGGCCAAAUCAACUUCCCAAUCCACUUCUACAGCUGCGACUCGGAAUCAAACUCGAUUUACUCAUAACAACGAAAACGAUUAUGAACUGACAUCGUCUAAGAAACGGAAAUCUAAAGGAUCGGGAUUGGGUAUGGGGAUGAGAGGGACACCCGCAAAGAUUGUUAAGAGAAGUAGUAAAGCAAGUAUCGGACCCACUUCUACUCCUAUAGCAGAUACUAAGAAGCGAUGGGAAGGUGAAGAUGCGGCGUUGGACAUUUCUACUCGAUCAUCUACUACAUCUUCACAUCUCCUGACAGCGGAGGAAAUCACUUCUCCCAGUAUAUCUGCUUUCGGAACUUCACCUAUCCUCCCUUUAAUGCAGCGUAGGGGAAAUACCCCUUCGGCUCUCCCGGGUUAUACUCCUGUAGACGAUUCGUUAUUCUCACCAUACCAUCGAGUCAGGUCUAGACGUGACGAUACGUUGCUCCCUGCACAGGCAGACUUGGUGAUCCCUCUGAACGAUCUUACUUCUACUUCUUCUCGUUCAACCUCCAACGUCGAUGAAACUACUCCUAAGGCCGGCAGCCGAGCCUCCUUAUCAGCUGAAGUUACUCGUUCGACAACACAAGGUGACGAGCGGACUCUCGAGGAUGAUAACGACGAUGGACGAUGGGAGUUCACUAUCCCUCUCAAUGAUCUUUCCCAAUUCAAGAAGAGACGAUUACCUCGCUCAUCAAGUGGAUCAAGUAAGCUCAAAGAGAGAAGAUCAACACCCAGGAAGAUACCGGGGAUGGAUAAGACUCCUUCGAUCUCCGAUACGUCUCCUAGCAGUGAUAGCUUGGUACGAAGACGACAUGAAGCUACUGUGAACAUAGCUGAAGAGAGACAUUCGUUGGAUAUCUCGAUCGAAACUGUUCGAGGUUCCGAAUGGGACGUGGAGGCACCCAUGGUCGUUCCACAGAGUCAAUCCAACAACGACUGGGAUGUAGAGUACCCCUUGGGUGUUGAUGCUGAAGACCUUCCUCAAGAUCAGUCCCAUGCGAUCGAGAUGGCCGCCGCACCUCCGGCCUCGCCUCGACAGACCAGUCCCGCUCCGAGCUUCUCGGACGGUGAAGAUGACUUUGCUGAUACAGCUGCCGAAUUUCCUUUCACUCCUACCAAAGCAAAGGUCCAUGUAGACAAGUCGACAUCCACUGGAAGUACAUCGACUGGCUCGGAUUCAGAUAAUGAUUCGUACGGUUUCGAGUGGAUGGAAGACAUAGUUCGGGAAAAGAUACCCCAGCCUUAUGAUCUGUCCUCAGGUGCUAAUACUCCUGGUCCCGCCCCUUCGCCUUCUCCCAUCUCAUUCUCAACAAUCACUUUUACACCCCCGAUCAAUCGUACUCCCACUCCGGAAGUCGAAGAGAGACAAUCAGCUGGUACCCGUACUAUCAAGGGGAUUUGGAAAGGCGCGCAGGUCAUGCAACGUAUCGAGAAUGGAGAAAUACAACAAAUUGCCCAGGAAGACACUGGUGAGGAGACAGAUGAUGAGUGGAGUGAUGAGACUAGACCGAAACGAAGGAAGUCCAAGGCAAGAGAGAAGUCUGAUUUUCCGGACUCCACUGAUGAAGCUAUCCAAACUAGACAAGAUCGUAUCGCCCAUUACAUCGACCUAGCAGAGAAUUACGAACUUCAUGUGGAAUAUGUGCUUUGGUAG